Molecule: messenger RNA, 3991 nt
Organism: Toxoplasma gondii ME49
Lineage: Eukaryota; Apicomplexa; Conoidasida; Eucoccidiorida; Sarcocystidae
Product: LisH protein
Exons: 9
Coding region: 1444-2850 (468 amino acids)
Biological process (GO): proteasome-mediated ubiquitin-dependent protein catabolic process
Cellular component (GO): nucleus; cytoplasm
Molecular function (GO): protein binding
Source: RefSeq, a predicted model, not a curated record
GGCCACACAUGAUGUUUUCCAGUUCAUCCGUACAUGAGACACAUCGUAUGUACCGUGUAUGUUCUGUACCCGUACACAGAGCAUUAUUCGGGGCCUUACCUUCGAUAUGGCUUACCAUUUCAUUUCAUAUCUUUCUUCCCUUUUCGCGUCGAAAUCAAACUAAUCAAGAGCGUUUGCUCCCCAGUUGCUGCGUCUGCAGGACUCAAACGUAACGUGCAUUUCUUUUGUUAACGCACGCCGACGUUUCACGAGUGGAUCGUCUGAGACACACCCUGACGCCAUUGUUGAGCACUUUCUCAGUGUUGGUUGUUUUCCAGAUAAGAAAGGAGCAAGACAGAGAGGCAAAACACUUAGGCUGGUGCUUUUGACUUGAGGCCUUGAAGGUGGUGUGCACAAAACGACAGUACCCGAGCAUCUUUUCUCGGCGUCUCGCUGGCCCUUGUACAUUCGGCUGUCAUUGUUUAGCUUUUUGGUAUUCCCAGCUUUCAGCUCAGCUGUACUCACGACGCGAGGGUGAAAGCUGUGCAACCAGCGGAAACAAUUUCGGGAUUUCUAGGAAACUGAUUCGACCUAGAAGUGUAUUGUCUCAGAGUAAGAGACACAGCUCGAGGCGUUUCUGCGCGUAUCCCCGGAUUCGGUUUUCCGUUCGGUCACCUCGAAUUGAGGGUUUUUGUCUCUCGUUUCCUGGCGCUACCCUUUUCUCCACAAUUAACGAGCUAGCCGGACACAUGCCCCAAAGGAAGCGUCAGUUUGCCUGCUUUCCCCCGCGUUUCCUCCCGUCUCUUCCGAGUUGUCCUGGCGCCUGCAGAGAUCGGUUUGCGUCUUGCUCGUCCUUGAAAACUCCGUUGCCCUCAAGUGGCCCCACCGUUCUUCGUGAUUUGUCUUUGCUGAUUCGGAAGAGUGAACUGGGGUCUGUUUAUGCUUGCGCCUGAGACAGAUCCUUGUCUGCAUAUGUUUCCGUGUAACAGCAGACGCUCAAACCCUACAACCCUGACACGCUCAAGGUCUCCGCAGUUGCAAAGCAUCUCGUGAGCUUCGUAGAAGUCCAAUGCUUUGCCCUCUUUCCUUCUGUCACAAUUCCAGGGUCCGUGUUUUCUGUCUACCCCAUUUGGGAACGACUUCCUCGUCCUCAGUGUCUGUCGCUGGUUAGUAAGGCCCGGCCCUGGCGUUUGCGCUCCCAUUCGAUUUCCGUGACAUUCAGUCUCCCCCAACGUUCUCUUCUUUUUCCUCUUAUCUAGCCUUCGCUUUCCUUCCCUCAUCCCCGUGUGCUUCGCUGGCGCCUGUCUCGUCUCUUUCUCAUGCCAACCUUCUGUUUCCUGUCUUCACUGCCCUUCCACUUCUCGCUUUCCUCCGCGUUUCCUCCACCCCUCCAUCGCGGGUUCAUUUCCUUUGUCUCCUUUGGUUCCGUUCGUCCCUUUUUUCCCCCGGUUCGUCCAUCGAGCAAUGGCGAGCGUAUCUACAGCUCGGGCGUCUGGACCUUCGGGGAGUGCCGCGAGCGCAGGGCCAACUGGCCCCCCUGCGGGCUCCGCUGCUAUGGGGGGUAGCGUCUUUUCGCCGUCUGCGCCUCUUGCUGGAUUUCUGGAAAACUUCGCUGCUUUUCGGCCGUCUAGUGGAGACAACGACGACAGCGAUGAACCAGGGAUGCGCGCUGGAGGAGGUUGUACAAUGCGCGAGUGGACCGAAAGGAUGGCCGAGGUCGAGGUGUACGAGCGAGAUUUGCAUCGUUUGAUUUUAAAUUUUUUCACAGUCAAUGGAUUUGGAGAGGCGGCUGCCGAGUUCGCGCAGGAAACCGGGCUGCAGCCAGACAUGCCGCUGGCGUCGAUAACGAGAAGAUCUCAGAUUCGCGAAGCUGUUCUCGAAGGUCGCAUGGAGGAAGCGCUGAGGCUCAUCGACCUCGUCGACCCUCAGAUCCUCGCGUCCAAUCCAGAAGUGAAUUUUCUUCUCAAGCAGCAGCAACUUCUCUCCCUCAUCGAACGUGGCGACACAUUCGCGGCAAUCGACUUUGCUCAGCUGGAACUGGCGCCUUGCGUCAGACAACAUCCCGAUCUGCUGCCGAAGCUCGAAGAAGCCAUGGCGCUUCUCGCGUUCAGCGACCUGAAGUGUGAAGAAGCGCAACGCCUCCUGGGAGGCAUGGAUCAGAGACAGCAGACAGCUCGGCGGACGGAUGAAGCAAUUCUCGAUUUCUUCAACCUCGAACAAGAAUCUGCUCUCGAGCACAUUGCCAAGAACGCAUUGUGGAGUCAGGAGCAAGUCCGGAAAAAGAAGCCGCUGUCGUGUCCAGCGCUGCUGAACUUGGCUACAGGGGCCAUGUCGCUGGAUGGAUCUGGGGAGGGAAGCGAGAGAGAAGACCCGCCAGUCCCGCUGCCUUCCUGCAGCCACCCUGGUUUCGCGUGUAACGCUGGCGAUUUGGGGGGCUCGGGAGGAGUCGCCUUCGCACGGCGGCAUAGUCUCCGUCCUAGAGACACAGGCCUUGCAGAAGAACACGAAAGAGAGGCUGCGGGGACUGGUCCCUCGUUUGCUUCUGGGCGAAGCCGGGUGGCCGCCAGCCAAGAGCGGGAGACCGGCGGCGCCCUGAGCGCCUUGGGUGCCGGUGGAGGCGUGGGAGGCCCGGACCCCGAGGGGCCAGGAGCCUCAGGAGGCGCGACCGCGGUCGCGGGGCCCUGGCCUCACGGGGUCGGGGCCGCGGGAAGGUCGGGCGAAGGCCCCGAGGGCUCUGGCGCCUCAGCCCGCCUCACCUUCCGCAGUGGCCUCUCUGCUUCUGUGGCCUCUCUGGGCCGAGGGUAUCAAGGGGAACGCAGUGCCGGUGGCGGCCGGCGACAGGGAGACAGGGGCAGACGAAGAGAAGGCUGAGGCCAAGGGAGACACAGGCCAAGGGAGACAGACAGAAGAAGGUGACGGCAGAGAAAGGGAGGCACCGGUGGAGAAACCCAGAUAAAGAAAGAGAAAGAGGGAGGGAGAGAAUCGAAGGCGAACAAGUGAGGGGAGAAGGAAACGGGAGUGGAUAUGAGAGGAGAAAAAAGAGAUACUGGAAGCAAACGCGUGUGGUGAAGAAACGGGUGAGGAAAAAUGGGACAGGGGAAAGCAGGGUCUCUUAUUGGAGGUUAAAAAUGCUAAACCCUAAACUGGUAAAAAAUGGUUCGAUGGAGGAUCUUUGAAUCGCGCUCGUUGGUCUGUUCCGACGUUGUGUCGGGGCCUCUACAUUUGUUUUGGUUGUUACCACAAGAGAAAGCUGGAUCGGGACCUGGGACUUGGAUGACGCCUAACUGAUUUCCUGUGAAAACGGAUGUGAAAAAGACAAGGUGUCGUGGAUGAACUUCCUUUUCGUGCCGCAGUUUUGAAGCGCCGGCGCCGGCAUGUUUUCCUGUUCGUUCUAGCCCGUCCAGGAGUCCCUAGCGAGCACCGUUUGCCUCUAGAGUAGGUGACGGUGCGAAUCUCCUUGCAUUUGAAAACCCCCACCCUGUUUGGCCCAAAUAAAAAUGACUCAGUGACCAUGAGGACAGCACAUGUGUCAUGCUGUUCCACACCGACGGAAUGUCUGUUUAUCGGUUGUCGAGAUGCACUUUCGUGUGAGGUUCUGCCCGAGAAUUCGAAGCUGAAGUUCAAAACAGCGUGUGCGUCGCGGUGCCCGCUGAAUGCGUUAUGCCGCUUGAGUCCUCACCACGCCGGCUGCUGUCCGGUACUGACAGACACAGCAACUUGCAGACGCUUCUCUCGGACUCCGAAUGUCUUCUUGAUUUUUCUAUUCGACAGCACCGUGUUCAGGUGCUGUCACCACCGGAUGACACCGGCAUGGUACAGCUACAGUUGUAUCGCACUGUUGGACUCCACAGAGCUUGUCGCAAAAGGACCUUCCCACCUCAGAGGGACGAGUCUGGCUAUGAGGGCUGGAUGGGCCUCGGUUAUGUUGUACGCAGACUCUGUAUGAACUCCCGCGUCCUCGCGUCUUGACAGCGAGGGAAACGACUCCUCAAACAGUGCGACUAUGCUCGGC